Trichophyton benhamiae CBS 112371 is the source of this 252-nucleotide messenger RNA. RefSeq lists its product as uncharacterized. The record is from RefSeq and is a predicted model, not a curated record. The coding region runs from base 1 to 252 and encodes 83 amino acids. The transcript is spliced from 2 exons. NCBI's taxonomy places the organism in Eukaryota, Fungi, Ascomycota, Eurotiomycetes, Onygenales, Arthrodermataceae.
AUGGGCGAAAUAGGUGCUGGGGGGGAGGAGGGUUGUUGGUUUUGGGUUGUGCGGCGGUUUGGAAGGGAAAAAGUGCGAGAAGGAAGAAAAGGGAAGAAAGGAAGAAAGGAAAGAGAGAGAGAGAGAGAAGAAAUGCGGAGGAGACCAAGAGAUAGACAAGACAGACAGCAAGAAGAAGAAGAAGAAGAAGAACUUACCCACGUGAGAGACAAGGAUGAAGAGGAAGAUGGCCGAGGGAGGACUUUAGACUGA